Molecule: messenger RNA, 4191 nt
Organism: Kwoniella mangroviensis CBS 8507
Lineage: Eukaryota; Fungi; Basidiomycota; Tremellomycetes; Tremellales; Cryptococcaceae
Exons: 4
Coding region: 1-4191 (1396 amino acids)
Source: RefSeq, a predicted model, not a curated record
AUGUCAUCCAAUCCUCAGUCCGUACCUCCCACCGGCCUCUCCAAGUCGGCAGCCAAGAAGCGGGCCAAGAAAGCAGCCAAAUCUGCUCAUUCUUAUAUCGAGGAGAGAUCAAUCAGCGGCGAGAUACCUAUUACCAACGCCAGCAAUAAUCAACCUCCUUCUGUCGCACCUCCUUUACAACCUUCCACCGCUUCCGAUCCAUUAGAUCCAAGCUUGUUCAACUUUUCCGCACCUGGAUCUUAUCCUGUUGACGUUCAGUACGACAACAACGGAUAUUACGACGAGGUCGACGUCCCCCUAAACCCCCAUCAUCAACAUCCCAAUUCGUUCACCGGAUCAUAUUCGAUUGAUUACAAUCUAUCGUUACAGAACGGUAGCGCAUUAGCGGGAUUAUCGGCUCCGUUCAAUAUCACCCACGACGAUCUGAUCUCAGCGGCGAACGAGUUAUACAAGAGGAUGGCCGAUCCAGAGUUUGGUGCGGAUGACACCUACUGGUCUUCUUUGCCACCACACUUACGCCAGUUCAUCAGAGAUGCUGUACCAUUCAAUGGGACCAUCAGUCAAAAUACGCCCGGGAAUAACUCGGGUCAAAGGACGAUGUAUCAGAUGGCUCAACAGAUAGUUCAAGCUGCAAGUCAUGGUAUGGGGUUAAGUCCGGGAAUGGGUGCGAACCUGAUGUCUGGUGUGAAUGGGAUAGGAGCACGACAAUUCAAUCAACCUAGUAUAGGUGAAGAAUUAGGGUUCAGACGACAUCCUGACGCAAAGGAUGAAGAGUACGAUGAUGAAGAGGAUUACGAGGUGGAUGAACCUGAAUACCACGCUCCAAAUGGUGAUGCACCGAAGAAGAAAAAUAAGAAGAAGAAGAAGAAGAACGCCGCAUCGAAAGCGGUUGAACCUCCUCCUGCACCCGUUCCUCCUCCCACUACAACCAGACCUCAACAGCAACCUCCACCGCGGCAGCCUGUGCCACCUCAACCACCAAUGCAACAACAACAGCAUCAACAGCCUGCUCUCAAUCCUCCGCCACCACCUGUCACUCCUGCACCAGCACAUCCCCCUCCGUCAUCGCGAGCGGCCGGUAAACAGCCAAUGAGCAAUACCAACGCUCCAUCUUCCAACCCCCCUGCGAGAUCAGCUCGUGCUGCAGGCAAAGCUCCUGCUAGCGCUGCUCCAACUCACAACACUCAUUCCGGUCACAAUCACUCACAGCCUCCUGCAAGCUCGAAACCCACAGCCAAGGGUAAAGCACCUGCCGCUCCCGCGCCACCAGCUAAGAUAUGGACUCAGUCAUCAGCGGAAGAUCGCGAGAACAUCCGUCUGUUCUGGUUGGGACUGUCGGAAGCUGAACGCAGGGAUCUUUUGAGAAUUGAGAAGGAUGCUGUUUUGAGGAAAAUGAAGGAACAACAUCGUCAUUCUUGUGGAUGUGCUGUCUGUGGUCGCAAGAAGGUUAACAUCGAGAUGGAGUUAGAUCAACUAUACGAACAGUACUAUGACGAACUUCGAUCAUAUGCUGCUGAACAACGAGCAGCCGCAAACGGUAUCAAACCUCCGCCUAAUGGUGCUGGACCUUUUCCAGGUAGUGUGGAAGUGGACUCGAGCGGUGUGAUCACUCGUUACGAUCAUCGAGCGCCGGAUCCGAUGGGUGAUCAUGAUCAUGAUGAUCUAGAUGGAGAGGACAGCGAAGAAUACGAUGAUGAGGAUGAAUAUGGAGAUGAGGAUGAGCUAGAUGACGAGGAGAUAGGAUCGGACGAAGCGGAUGUAGGGGAUGAUUUGGAUGAUCAACAUCCUCCACCACCUGUAUCGAGAACUACCACACGUCCACCGCCCCCUUCAUCCAAAGCGAGUCAACCUCGUCCGGAAGGUGGAGACGAUUUCUUGAGUUUUGGUUCUAGUCUGGCAACGAUAAAAGGAGGUAUACUCACCAUUGCCGAUGACAUGCUCAAGAAUGACGGAUCCAAAUUUCUGGAAAUGAUGGAACAGCUAGCUAUAAGGAGGUCCGUAAGGGAAGAUCAGAAUAUAAGGGACAUGCAGGAAGAGACGGACGAUGAGGAUGAUGAGAGUAAAGACGAACCCCUCACCGAUGUCGAAAGGAUGGAAGAAGGUAAACGGAUGUUCCAAAUCUUCGCUGCUAGGAUGUUUGAACAAAGGGUACUUCAAGCAUAUCGAGAGAAAGUGGCCAAACAGAGAGAGGAACAGUUACUCCGUGAGCUCGAGGAAGAAGAGGAUUCGAAGAGGGCAAGGGAGGAAAAGAAGGCUAAAGAGUCUCAAAAGAAGAAGGAUAAGAAGAAACUGCAAAAGCAAAAGGCGGAAGAAGAGAAAGCUGCUCGGGAAGCUGCUAUCGCUGAAGAACAACGAGCAGUCAAAGCUCGAGCGGAGGAACAGGAGCGUGAAAGGCACCGAAAACAGGAGGAAGAACGAGCGAGACGAGAGGCUGUCAAGAAAGCAGCUCAGGAAGAAGCUCAACGUCAAGCUACCGAAAGGAAGAAACGUCAACAGGAAGAGAAGGAACGUGAAGAGGAAGCAGCUAAGAAGAAGAGAGAACGUGAUGAGAAGGCAAAGAAGGAGCGUGAGGCUAGAGAGAAAGAAGCUAAAGAACGUGAAAAGAGGGAAAAAGAAGAAAGGUCGGCUAGGGAGAAGGCCGAAAAGGAACGAUUGGCGAAGGAGAAAGCUGAAAAGGCAGAACGCGAUAGGAUCGCUAAAGAAGCUAAAGACAAAGCUGAAAAAGAACGUCUCGCCAAGCUUGAACAGGAACGAGCUGAAAAGGCUAAGAAGGAUGAGAUUGAGAGGAAAGAGAAGGAAGCUGCCGAACAAGCUAAAGCACUCGCUGCUCAACAAGCUCAACGCGAGAAAGCUAAAGCUGAAAAGGCAGCAGCAGAACGGGCUGCCGCCGAGAAGAGAGCUGCUGCCGUUGCCGCUGCUGCUGUUGCCUCGGUACCCACUCCACCAUUGCCUGUCGGUGUACAUUCAGUCAAAUCACCUCGAAAUGCUUCUACUCCUCAAACAACUCCUCCUGUCACCCAACCUUCUCCUGUCAAGGCUGCUCGGCCACCUUCAGCACCUAUAGCAGCCGGAUCGUCUUCCGUCAUCGGAGGAAGAACGCAGAAAACACCUCAGCCAUAUUACCCUCAACCUAUCCCUCCCGUAGGUGUCAAUGCCUUCCAGCGAAUGCCUGUCCCCCAAACAUUCUCGGCUGCCGGAUUCAGAGGCGGUCCAAGUUAUUCCGGCCAGUCACCUGCCUUCUCGCCACCACAGACUAAUGGUCCAUCCAUAUCGCCCAACCCGCCUCCUAGAGGCUUCGCACCGGAACCCAGCCCACCAUUCGAUCAUUCUAUGCGAACUGCGCCUAUCGGUAUGGGUUUCCCACCUGUGAAGCCUACAACUCGAAUACCCUCUGUUGAUGAAGCGUUUUCACCUCCUACUGCGCCCAUUGGAUCCACAGCAGUUUCAUCCUCUUCCAGACAUGUAUCAGCAGGAGAGGUUGGAUCGAUCGGUUCUGGACCAGUACCCGGUCCUGGAUCAUUAAUCUCUGGCUCAUCAGCUUUAGACGAUUACAGACCUUCCCCUGGACCCAUCGGAGCAAUAGGAGCGAUCGGUGCUGCACCUGGACCCAUCGGACGACCUGGACCGAGCUCGACCGGUUUCUUAGAUCCACCUCAGACUCAUCAAGGUGGUUCUAGCUUGUUGAGGAGUAACUCACCAGCUCAGCCUGAACAGGUAUUCGGUUCAGCCGCUUUGGGAGGAGAUGAUGAGAUUGUUCAACCUCAACAGAGGCGUAACUUGUCUAAUGGAGGAUGGGACGUACCUGUCGCAGCUGCUGCACCAGGUAGUGGAAGAUGGUCUUCAUCACCUUCCAUAUGGGGUUCGUCCGCUCCUGGAAAUACAGAUUCAGUCAUUGGUGGUGCUAGCGUUCCAGGAGGCGGAGGAAGUUCAUGGGGUCAAAUGCCAACUAUAGGUGAAAGACAACAUCAGAGUCUAUCUUCGGCAUCAACUUCAACUGGUAACGGUCCACCAUCUGGUUUAGUCGGUGUUGGAGCAGGAGUGGGAGUGGGAAGUAGACAACCUUCAUUUGGUAAUUUCUCCAUAGGUUCCAUUGGUACUCCAGCUCAAACACCAGGUCAACAUCAGCCUCAACCAACAAAUGCCUACAAUAGUCAUAAUCAGAAUUUGUUCUCGCCGAACUCUCAACAUUAA